This is a messenger RNA of Leptosomus discolor (cuckoo roller), 1530 nucleotides long. Lineage: Eukaryota; Metazoa; Chordata; Aves; Leptosomiformes; Leptosomidae. The record is from RefSeq and is a predicted model, not a curated record.
CAAGACUACCUGAUGCUGUGCGCCGUGGACGAGGCGGAGGAGAUGGUGGACGGCGGCAAGAAGGACGCGAUCGACGACCUGAAGGAAGGGGAGCUGGAGGCGUUCGUCAGCUCCCUGGGGCUCCGGAAGUAUGCGCAAAGUUGCCUGGUGGUGGAGGGGGAGGAGGAGGGCGGCGGCGGCAGCGAGGGGAAAGAGAAGCCCCCAAAGAAAGAGAAAAGCAAGAAAGAAACUAGUGCUCCUUCGUUGGAAGGGAAAAAAGAAAAAAAAGUCAAGGAAAAGGCAAGUGGUGUGAAAGACAGCAAGAAAAAGCAAGCUGGCAGUGAUCAGGACCAGCACAUUUCAGCAAAGAAAGAAAGGGUGGAAGAAAAUUUUGAAUUUCGUGCUAGGCAAGUAAUACUGAUCAAGCCAGGGGGCAAAUGGUAUGAACUAGAAUACACCGACGAAUUCUCUUCAGAGCCCCAAAAUCAGAUGCUUCUGUCCAAGUAUAAGGCCUUGGCGCAAAAGCUGUACCAACAUGAGACUGAGCUGUAUAAGAAUAAGACAGAUUACCAGAAGGGGGCCUCUUCGGCGUGGAUGAAAACUGUUGUGUCGUCUGGUACCUUGGCAGACAGGAUGGCAGCAAUGACCCUUCUCAUUCAGGACAGUGCUGUCCACAGUCUCCAGUUUGUUGAGAACUUGGUAAACCUCGUAAAAAAAAAAGGCAGCAGACAUCAGAGCCUAAUGGCUUUGGAUACUUUCAAGGAGCUUCUCAUUUCAGAUCUCUUACCAGAGAAUCGAAAAUUACGGUCUUUCUCGCAGCGCCCGUUUAACAACAUAGAGAAGAUAUCGAGUGGCAACAGGGAUUCAAGAGACAGACGGUUGAUAUUGUGGUACUUUGAGCAUCACCUUAAACUGCAGGUGGCAGAGUUUGUGCAAGCGUUAGAAGCACUGAGUCAUGAUUCUCUGACAGCAACAAAGUCCCGAGCGCUGGCAGUCUCCCACGAGCUUCUCUGUAACAAGCCUGAGCAGGAGAAAGUUCUGCUUGUUCAGCUGGUAAAUAAACUGGGAGACCCUCAGAACAAAAUCGCCACCAAAGCCUCUUAUCUGUUGGAGACGUUACUUAACAAGCACCCAAAUAUGAAGGUAGUAGUGUGCAGUGAGGUGGAGAGGCUCUUGUAUCGGUCAAACAUUAACGUGAAAACUCAAUAUUAUGCCAUUUGCUUUCUAAAUCAGAUAGUCCUCAGUCAUGAAGAAAGUGCUUUGGCUAACAAGCUGAUAACUUUGUAUUUCUGCUUUUUUUGGAACUGCAUUAAGAAAAAAGAUGUUGAAUCCAAAAUGCUCAGCGCUCUUCUUUGCGGGGUAAACAGAGCUUACCCUUAUGCUGAGACUGGUGAUGAGAAAGUGAAAGAACAAAUGGACACAUUGUUUAAAGUUCUACAUCUUGUGAACUUCGGUACUGGUGUCCAGGCCCUGAUGUUACUGUUUCAAGUGAUGGACUCUCAGCAGACUGUAUCGGAUAGAUACUAUGCAGCACUAUAUAAGUAAGUGACA